This is a messenger RNA of Bolinopsis microptera, 1969 nucleotides long. RefSeq lists its product as uncharacterized. The transcript is spliced from 10 exons. Bases 158 to 1693 code for a protein of 511 amino acids. Lineage: Eukaryota; Metazoa; Ctenophora; Tentaculata; Lobata; Bolinopsidae. Gene Ontology annotation, cellular component: membrane. The record is from RefSeq and is a predicted model, not a curated record.
AUUUAGCACCUAAUAAUUAAAUAGUUUGCUGUUGAAGAGGCAGGGACUUUUAUGAAAGAAAAGUAAGAAGAAGGAACAGCAAAACUAAAAUACGCAAUAACAUUGUUCUGAGCGUUUGAUAGAAUUAGAAGCUAAAGAUUUGGACUUAUCAAUCAUCAUGAUCAUUCCACGAAUCUCUAACCGGAACUGGAGCCUACUAGUGAUCGGGCUCUGUUCGCUGGGUGGUCAUGCAGUAAACCUGAUACCUUUCUCGUACGGCAUAUUGCAGGUUUACAUUUAUUCCUACUUAUAUGAAGCAAAUAACGAGAUAACGAAAGCUCAAAUGCACAUGCACGCUCCCUUGGUUCUCGGUAUGGCGACUGGAACUGCGUGGUCCUUUGGCUUGUUUGUUAGGUACGUUCACCCCGUGAUAUUGCACGUGAUCAACGGUGUGGCUCUAAGUGGCUGGAUGAUUCUCCUCUACUUCUUCACUGACAACUACAUCGUUAUCACCGUUUCUAUGACGUUUGUUGGAUUCCACCUGGGUCAGUUGCACAUCUUCUUCUCCCAACGUGUGACAGAGGAGGGUAAAACUCGCUCCUCCUCAGCUAACGGAUUUUACGGCUUCUGGUUUGGUGUGGCUGGAGUGUGGGGUAAUCUACUUGGUUUCUUUUAUUUCAACCCUAGCAAUCUUCCAAGUUCUGACUUUACUGACGCGGAUGGAAAAAUCGGGACGCUGUUCAAACAGGAAGAGAUCCUCGACAAAGUACCGACAAUGUGGCUCAUCCUCGCUGUCGUUUUGUUCUUCUGCUUCCUUCCAGGCUACUUCGUCAUCGGAAUAACAAGAAAAGGAAGACCUGCCUCGAUGAGAUCUGCCAGAUUCCCUUCUAAAAGGAGAGAUAGGUCUAAGAGCAUCAUUGCUAGGGUUGUAGAGAAUUCUUACGGGUUGGAGGAGGAGGACGAACAGGAAGGAACCAGUUCUGCAAAUAAUACGGCUCCGAUACGGAUAAGAUUAAAGAAAAGAAGCAUUGCAACAAUCAAAGAAGUGGACGAGCAAGCUAAAGAGUCAAAUAUCAGCGUUGUAUCGGGAGUGGGCUUAGUUCUCUUUACCACAACGGUAGGUAUUGGUGUCAGCAGUUUGUGCGCGUUUGAAUUGUUCAAAGAGUUCGGCACCAGCGGUGAACACAACGCUUCAGCUGACAAGUUUUAUAACCUAGCUGGAAUUAUCAUCCCUGUGGUGGGUGCCCUCGGAAGGAUAUUGUGGGGGAUAUUGGGUGACAAGGUCUCGUAUAGGAUACUGUUUGUAGUGGGGAAUGUUCUGAGUGUCAUUCUUCAGGUGAGCAUGGCACCAGGUAGAGUAGACAAGUACCUGUAUGUAGCGAUAGUGUCUGUUCUAGCCAUUAUGCCGGGGAUGAUGACUCUUUUACCUCCGGCUAUCAAACACUUCAUGGGCAAUAAAGAUAUUGGGCUCAAGUUUGGGAUGGUACUAACCGGUGAGGUGUUCGGAUGUAUGUACUACCUACUGUUUGCGUCCGUACUACGAAAACACAUCUCGGACUUGAUACUGAUGUUAGUUCUAAGUUUACCGAGUGCUCUAGCACUCUUCCCUACACUCUACUUUCUGGGGAGGAGCACAAAGAAGGAGGAGGAGAUCACUGUGCUUUCCAACAGGGCUUCCAAAUACGAUUCUGUUGAAGAAACGAACCACAGCUAAAAUCAAAUACAAUUAUAACAAUAGUCUGUGGUUAUGUACUGUUCUUGCAUGUGAUUGUACAAGGUGUUUCAAAAGUCUUGCAAGGAUGUUCUUUUUGGAUAACUUUUAAUCCAUUUGUCUAAACUUCAUUCUAUAAAAAUGUAUCGGUAGUUCUAAGGACUAAGGUUUAAUGGUGACUUCUCAAGUUUUUACGUUACCAUGACCACCAUAGCAACCGCAAUCAGUUUGAUUCAUUUUUAUAUUAUGUGAAUUCAACAAUACGGUUUUGGAUCAUUU